Messenger RNA from Hypanus sabinus (Atlantic stingray), 1870 nucleotides. It is a transcript of the gene irx1b, whose product is annotated as iroquois homeobox 1b. The coding region runs from base 185 to 1525 and encodes 446 amino acids. Gene Ontology annotation, cellular component: nucleus. The transcript has 4 exons. NCBI's taxonomy places the organism in Eukaryota, Metazoa, Chordata, Chondrichthyes, Myliobatiformes, Dasyatidae. Gene Ontology annotation, molecular function: RNA polymerase II cis-regulatory region sequence-specific DNA binding; DNA-binding transcription factor activity, RNA polymerase II-specific. The record is from RefSeq and is a predicted model, not a curated record. Gene Ontology annotation, biological process: neuron differentiation; cell development; regulation of transcription by RNA polymerase II.
CUACGGAUCUGCCAGGACCUAUGGGCAGACGCAUCAGUUGGAGUUGAAUUGACGAUCAGAUCGCUUACAGGAAGAUUCUGCGGGCCAGGACAAAAAGAAACGGGAUUUGGAAGCGAUCGGAAGCGAGUUUUUAUUGCUUGUCAUUGUGUCAUUUUCUGAGUUCGUGAAGAUCCCUUCUCAGGAGAUGGCCUUCCCUCAGCUCGGGUACCCUCAGUAUCUAAGUGCGAGCCAGGCUGUUUACGCUGCCGAUCGGCAGGGAGUGCUGGCUUCUUCCCGAGGAGGAGCCGAGCUUGGGGCUAAUCACGCCGCUGCUGUAACCUCCGUGUUGGGAAUGUAUGCAAACCCUUACACAGCCCAGAACUACAGCGCUUUCCUCCCCUACACCACCGAUCUCACCAUGUUCUCCCAAAUGGGUUCUCAGUACGAAUUGAAGGACAAUCCCGGAGUUCACCCGGCCACGUUUGCUGCCCACGCGGCCCCUGCCUAUUACCCCUAUGGUCAGUUCCAGUAUGGAGACCCAGCCAGACCCAAGAAUGCAACCCGGGAGAGCACAAGCACUCUCAAAGCCUGGCUCAAUGAGCACAGGAAGAACCCCUACCCCACCAAGGGGGAGAAGAUCAUGCUGGCCAUCAUCACCAAGAUGACCCUGACCCAAGUCUCCACUUGGUUCGCCAACGCCAGGAGGAGGCUCAAGAAGGAGAACAAGAUGACCUGGGGUGCCCGGAAUAAAGAAGACGACAGUACUCUCUACGGCAGUGACACAGAGGGGGAGAACGAGAAAAAGGAGGAGGACGAGGAGAUCGACCUGGAGAGUAUCGAUAUCGACAAAAUCGAUGAAAACGAUGAGGAGCAAAGUAACGGAGAGGAAGAUGAAAAACUGAACCCCAGUGGUGAGGGAGAAAAAGUGGAUUUGGAGAGCGGGCACGAUCGGACUUUACAAGGGUCCGUUGUUGAGAGCAAAGCAAGAGAGACGGACAGAGUGGAUGGGAGUGUUGCCGAGAGCAAUGGCACCAGGGGGAUUUCAUUAGGGCAGGGGAAUUUGCUAAUCCCAAAUCACAGCAAACCGAAAAUCUGGUCCUUGGCAGAGACGGCGACCAGUCCAGACAUUGCCCAGAAAUCUUCGCCAAACAGCCACACGCAGCCGACCAUUCAGCACCCGGCUUUUCUCUCAAACCACGGACUCUACACCUGUCAAAUCAGCAAAUUUCAUAACUGGACGAACGGUGCUUUCCUGGGCCAGAACUCUUUGCUGAAUGUCAGGUCUUUUCUGGGGGCGAAUCAUCACCACCAUCACCAUCAUCCGCAGCACUCGCAGCAGCAACAGUCUACUGUGCUAACGGCGGCCCUCGGAGCAGUAAGCAAUGAAAAAUCAACAGAUAUACCCAGUCCAAAACACACAGAUAGAGAUUGUAUUCCAGGCGAAUCUCCAUCACAGCAAAUUAAAAUAUCAUUUCAACCCGUAAACGAAAGCUCACGGCCUCAGCAGGAAGGGACAAGAGUUUUAGCAGGAAUCUCCUCCGUCUGAGAAAGUUUCAUGGGGCAAAAAACGAAAAGAAAGAAGAAAACUGAAAAAAAGAUUUUUUAGGAAGAGAACAUUUACUUCAUCUUUUUGUAUUGCCAGUAUUUGGACAAUGCAAAAAGCCUUUCAGAAACCUGACAAAUAUAUAACGAUUUAUUUGACAUUGUAACAUAUCAGCACGUGUUAUUCUAAUUGAUUUUGUUUCUUGACGCGAUUAUUAUUGGUUUAGUAAUUAUUUUCCCACGUCCAAUAUUUUAUGUAUAUAGAGUGAUUAUAAUUGUAAAUAAGCGUGUGAGCAGAAUUUGUCAAAUCAUAUAUUUUUGUCUAAUAAACUAAAAGAUAUUAGAACGA